Molecule: messenger RNA, 2268 nt
Organism: Priapulus caudatus
Lineage: Eukaryota; Metazoa; Priapulida; Priapulimorpha; Priapulimorphida; Priapulidae
Product: proteoglycan 4-like
Exons: 3
Source: RefSeq, a predicted model, not a curated record
AUGAGGUCCGGAGCUUCCCAUAGGACCCACGAGCGCAGACGGAAGGACCAGUGGCAUGACCCCCCGGGAGACGAUCGCAGCUACAUGAGCUCGAGUUCCCAGCACUCCUUCAACGAUGAAGACUUCACCGGAAAUUCUGGCAAUUUCUGGCCCGAGCCAGUACUCCCCGCUCACUGGUCGGGGGACGAAGGAUGCGGGCAGGGAUUCGGGGAAGGCGGCCGCGGCGGAAGAAGAUCGGGGAAUCGGCAGCGAGGAGCGUCGAAAGGUGACCGAGGCGGCGCGUGGGGCGGCAGCAACCAGCCGCUGCAGCCGGCCUGGCAGCAGAACCAGAGUUGUCGCGAGGCAAACGUUAACAAUAGAGGUGACGUGUGGAACGCGCCCCAGGUCGCGAACAACGGCGCGGCGAAUCUCGGUGAUCGGCCGUGCAACGACGAACGACGUCAUCAACCCUGGCAGAAUUGUCGAGGCACGCAGAUCUAUAACCGUGGCGGCGACGGUCGGUGGAGCGAUCGGGGGGCGUGCGAGAACAUCAGGAACAAUCUGCUGGACAGGGUGGAGGAUGUCUGUCAGGACGAAUGGCGAAGCUCCGCCGAAAUGCAUCCGUGGAACCGAGGCAACUGGAUGGGCGAACAGACGUGGGACGCUGCCCGAGGAAACACCGUGGACCUCGGAUGGAUCAAGCGGGAACCUUCGUGGGAGAACGCGCGAGACGACGCGGCGGCGUGUAACCGCGGCGACAGACGUCCGGCAUGUACAAAGCCAGAAAUACAGCAACCGAAACCUCUAAAUAAGGGCGAACGAGAGAUUACCAUACAGACAUCAUUACCUGCUAGUACAAAACCAGAAGCAAAACAAUCCAAAGCUCCAAACAAGUCCAUACCAGAGAUUACCCCACAGAAAUUGCUGCCUGCUAGUUCAAAGCCAGAAACAAAACAGGCCAAAGCUCCUAACAAGUCUAAACCAGAGGCUACCCCACAGAAAUCACUGCAUACUAGAUCAAAGCCAGAAACAGAGCAAGCCAAAGCUCCAACUAAAUCACAAUCAGAAAGUACCUCACAGACAUCACAUACGGCUAGUUCAAAACGAGAAACAGAACAACCCCAAGCUCCAACAAAGUCAAAAUCAGACAGUACUAGACAGGCAGCACUGUCUUCUACUACAAAGCCAGACGUAAAGCCUCCUAAAGCUUGGAAUAAGUCCAAACCAGAGACUACCCAACAGACAUCACUGUCUGCUACUUUAAAGACAGAAACAGAGCAAGCCAAAGCAUCGACCAAGUCCAAACCAGAGAGUACGAAACGUUCGUCACCACCAAACCACUCCAGUUCAAAACCAGAAAUAAGUCAACACAAAGCUUCUGUCAAGUCAAAAUCAGAAAGUACCCCACAGCCACCACAGCCUGCUACUUCAAAACUGGGAACAGAGCAAGCCAAUGAACCCACCAAGUCCAAAUCUGAAAGUACAUCACAGACACUACAGCCUGGUAGUUCAAAGCCAGAAACAAAGCAAGCCAAAGCUCCAACCAAGUCCAAAUCAGAAAAUACACCACAGACACAACAGCUGUCUAGUUCGAAGCCAGAAACAGAGCAAACCAAAGCUCUAACCAAAUUAAGAUCAGAGUGUACCCCACAAACACCACAGCAUGCUACUUCUAAACUGGGAACAAAGCAAGCCAAUGAACCAACCAAGUCUAAAUUUAAAAGUACAUCACAGACACAACAGAUGUCUAGAUCGAAGCCAGAAACAGAGCAACCCAAAGCUCCAACCAAGUCUAAAUCAGAAUGUACCUCACAGCCACCACAGCCUGCUAGUAGGCCAGAAACAGAGCAAGCCAAGCUUUCAAAUAAUGCACAAUCAGAGAGUACCAUACAGACAUCAUUACCUGCUAGUACAAAACCAGAGGCAAAGCAAGCCAAAGCCCCUAGCAAGUCCAUACCAGAGAUUACCCCACAUAAAUCGCUGCCUGCUAGUUCAAAGCCAGAAACAAAACAAGCCAAAGCUCCUAACAAGUCCAACCCAGAUGCCACCCCACAGAAAUCAAUGCCUACUAGUUCAAAGCCAGAAACAGAGCAAGCCAAAUCUCCAACUAAAUCACAAUCAGAGAGUACCAUACAGACAUCAUUACCUGCUAGUACAAAACCAAAAGCAAAGCAAGCCAAAGCUCCUAACAAGUCUAACCCAGAUGCUACCCCACAGAAAUCAAUGCCUACUAGUUCAAAGCCAGAAACAGAGCAAGCCAAAUCUCCAACUAAAUCACAAUCAGAGAAU